AUGGCAUUUCGCAAGCAAGCCCUCCGUGAGGCACUGAUUGUACCAUUUCCAGAGAUUGUACAAGAGUUUCUGCUGAUCUCACAGCAUGUGUUUGAUGAUCUCAGUGUCUCAGUAUCCUUGUCCUGGGUUGGCGAUGGCACUGGGAUCAUUCUAGUCUUGACCACCUUCCAUGUACCACUGGUAAUUAUGACUUUCGGACAGUCCAAGCUGUAUCGAAGCAACCUGAAGAAGUAUGAAAAGGGAUCUAGUUCCAAGGAGAUUAGGCUAACCUCACUGAGUGGCAAAACAAUAAAGGAAGAUGAAGGAGAAGAUGCAACAAGAAGGAUUCAUGUGUCAACAGAUCAAGGGGACACAUGGAGCAUGGCCCAGCUACCUUCUGUGGGGCAGGAACAAUUCUAUUCUAUUCUAGCAGCUAAUGAUGACAUGGUGUUCAUGCAUGUAGAUGAACCUGGAGAUACCGGAUUUGGCACAAUCUUCACCUCAGACGAUCGAGGCGUUGUCUAUUCCAAGUCCUUAGACCGACAUCUGUACACCACCACAGGUGGUGAGACAGACUUUACCAAUGUGACCUCCCUCCGCGGGGUCUACAUAACAAGUGUGCUCUCAGAAGAUAAUUCUAUCCAGACUAUGAUCACUUUUGACCAAGGAGGAAGAUGGAAGCACCUGAGGAAGCCUGAAAACAGUGAAUGCGAUGCUACAGCAAAAAACAAGAAUGAGUGCAGCCUUCAUAUUCACGCUUCCUACAGCAUCUCCCAGAAGCUAAACGUUCCAAUGGCCCCACUCUCAGAGCCUAAGGCUGUCGGCAUAGUCAUUGCCCACGGUAGUGUAGGGGAUGCCAUCUCAGUGAUGAUCCCGGAUGUGUACAUAUCAGAUGAUGGGGGUUACUCCUGGGCGAAGAUGCUGGAAGGACCCCACUAUUACACCAUCCUGGAUUCCGGAGGCAUCAUUGUGGCCAUUGAGCACAGCAGCCGCCCUAUCAAUGUGAUUAAGUUCUCCACAGACGAGGGCCAGUGCUGGCAGACCUACACGUUCACCAGGGAGCCCAUCUACUUUACCGGCCUGGCCUCAGAACCUGGAGCUCGGUCCAUGAAUAUCAGCAUUUGGGGUUUCACAGAAUCCUUCCUGACUCGCCAGUGGGUCUCCUACACCAUUGAUUUUAAAGAUGUCCUUGAAAGGAACUGUGAGUACCUCCUUUGACAUUUUCUACCAGAAACUUAUAAGCCCGUUUUUCU
Leptonychotes weddellii (Weddell seal) is the source of this 1232-nucleotide messenger RNA. The record is from RefSeq and is a predicted model, not a curated record. NCBI's taxonomy places the organism in Eukaryota, Metazoa, Chordata, Mammalia, Carnivora, Phocidae.